AUGGCUCUCACAACACCUCCUCGUGGGGUAACGCCUGGCGACCUUCUUCUCGUCGUUCAUGAUUUCGAUGCGCGCGGCCCUGAUGAGCUCACCCUGCGCCGCGGAGAGAAAAUUGAGCUCGUGGAGCUGGAUGAUGGGUUUGGAGAUGGGUGGUAUCUAGGCAAGGAUUUGAGUACGGGCUCAACUGGUCUUUUCCCAGGAGUUUACACCACUACUGCCCCGAGGAUUCCCACCAGACAGCGGCUAGAUGCCGAUGGCACGACCACAUUGGCCUCAGAGGUCGGGACGGAUUCCGAAUCGAGCCAGUUGGAAACCACAGACUCCCUCUCAUUUCCCCAGAGCGGCGAAUCCACCCCGCAUGUUUCUCGCCAUACCAGUGCCUCGGACCUGCGGGCUCCAGAGUUGCAAGGGGGCCCCGUCGCCCCAGCUUUUUCUCCGAAACAGCAGAACCGCUCCAGUUCCUCUCCGCUACCAACCUCCACUAUGAGCAUCGAUAUUCAACAGUCAAUUCGGCAGACCAUGGACGGCCACCAUGCCAAUGGCCAAGACAGCCCGGUCAUGAACGAGACGCUUAGCGUUAUCGACGAGCACAUCACCGACCUGAGCACGCCGCGCCAUAGUGUGGCCGGUCAGGAAUCCAAGCACAUGAACGACUCGGCCAGCGAGUACAGCAGCCACUUCGAGCACCGGAUGUCGUACAUCAAUGGGCACGAAACCGAUGAGGAAGAAGAGAACCAGCCGCGUGAAGAGCAGGUCCGGCAGUGGACGCCUGCAGAAACCGCCAAGCAGUUGCGGCAAUGGGGUGUCGAGGACAAGCACUGUGGCAUCUUCGAGGAUCAGGAGAUCACCGGCGAUGUGUUACUGGACAUGAACCAGGACUUUAUCUUCAUGAAGGAGUUUGAUUUUGGCGUCAUGGGGAGGCGUUUGAAGACCUGGCACAAGAUUCGAGCAUUCCAGGACGAAAUCAAGGGCGAACGAACACUCAGUCGCGCCAGCCAUACGGGCCCGCUCCUGCCCAGGAUCCCGACGCUGCGAGGGUCGAGCGGCACCCAGCACCCCCGCCUGGUCAGCAGUAGUAUGCAGAGCAACACCAGCUCGCCCAUCACGCCGCAGACACCCAACUAUGUGAACCAUUCUCGCCGACCGUCCGCCGCUUCCAUCCGCGAGAUCAACCACUCCCGACGCCACUCAUCCAUCGACACGACGAACCGGUACUCGGGUGCCCUUGAAGGUUCGCCAGGCAUCAACAAGCGCAGUUCGUUUGAUCGCGGUUGGACUUUGGCCACCGGCGCUCAGCGGCUGCCUCCUCGCCCUGGAACUGCAGCCGGCACGUCUCACCCUCAGGACAUGGGUUUCUUUUCCCAGCUGAGUCACCGCCCCUCAAACUCAAACGGGUCUGAUCCAGCUGUCUCCGUGACCGACGAAUUGGACCGGGGCUACUUCUCUGGGCCUGAGGGGGACAUGCGCAAGAACCGGCGCCUACAGAAACGCCAAUCUGCUGCAGGCAGUGCGGACUCGCGGUCAUCGAACUUGACGAAUGACCAGCUCCGCGUUGGUAAGCGCCAUUCGCGCAUUGGCAGCAUGGACUCUAUUCGGGAGUCUGUCAAGCAGAUGAAUCCUCCAGCCAAAUCCCACACCAGUCCGGUGCCCAAGGGCCGCCUCCGUAGCCUGAGCACCCGCAUCGUUGACCGCCGAGGACAGCAGUCAGCGCCCGCUUCCGCAGUAGAGGAUCGGCCCAGCGGUGCGUUAGGCUUGUUCGGUCCUCUGUUUGGAAAGUCCGACAGUGAUUCCUCGCGCUCGUCUGGUGUACCCUUGUCUCAACUCAAGGGUGCGGGACCGAAGUUCCGGCGUGCCAUGGGAAUCCGUGCUUCGUCUGACGUGGCGCCGAAGGGAAUUGAUACGUCGACGCCGCCGCCGGCCUCCCCCGUUCGGGACAAUGAUCCGUCGGCGCGGACCGGGUCGACCACCCCUUCAACAUCCAAGAGCUCGGAGCGACACAGCACGGACGGAUCAAAUAAGACCGCCGAGGGCGGGCUGUGGCCUCGAUCCCGGCCAUCCGUCAAGGCGGGGGUCAAGUCCAAGAAAGACACCAGCGCGUAUACCCGCGGGCUGGAAAAGAAAUCGCCACAAGAGCAGAUGGUGGGAUGCGAUUAUUUCGGGUGGAUGAAGAAGCGGUCUUCCAAUCUAAUGACGACGUGGAAACCCCGGCUGUUUGUCCUGCGGGGCCGGCGUCUGUCGUACUACUACUCGGAACAGGACACAGAGGAGCGUGGUUUGAUUGAUAUUACAGCUCAUCGAGUGUUGCGCGCAGACAAUGACCCCAUUGUGGCCCUCCAUGCCACCAUCACGGGCUCGACCGCAUCGCCGACUCCGGCCAGACCGUUCUUCUUCAAGCUAGUGCCGCCAAAGUCAGGGACAUCACGGACAGUUCAGUUUACCAAGCCGGCGAUCCAUUACUUCCAAGUGGACAACUCUCAAGGAGGCGCGGCUGAUGAACCAGCGUCCUCCAGCACUGAUGACCGGAUCGCCUAA
Molecule: messenger RNA, 2532 nt
Organism: Aspergillus niger
Lineage: Eukaryota; Fungi; Ascomycota; Eurotiomycetes; Eurotiales; Aspergillaceae
Exons: 6
Coding region: 1-2532 (843 amino acids)
Biological process (GO): actin cytoskeleton organization
Cellular component (GO): plasma membrane
Molecular function (GO): protein binding
Source: RefSeq, a predicted model, not a curated record